UGGGUUAGUCAGAGCGUUUCUGCAGCCAAUCAUACGCGACGGUAACAAACCGGACACGCCUACUACCAGUGACGCUCUACAGGAUAUAGAAACGUUAUUUUUGUUUUUGCGCCGGGGAGCGAGAGAGCGAAGAGGUCGCUGAGCAAAAAGGAGUUGCUGAUUAUAUGUGAAUGGGAAUUCCCCAGUAAGUGAAACCCAGUCUGAAACUGAAACCAGUGAAGAUGGACGUCAGCGUCUCCGUGUCGUUCUUUCAAGACGAGCUCGCCUCUACCAUCGAGCACGCAGUGAAAGCGGCUGUAGACACCGUCUUGUGCCAAAUCACAAAAGUUGUCGGCGGCAAAUUCACUCAAUUCCAAAUGGAAAUGGCUGGAAAGGAGAAAGAGAAUGAAAGUCUGAAGCUGAGAUUGGAAAUAUCAGAGAGCGAGUUGAAAGCGGUGCGGGAAUGCCUCAGUGCGGCGGGUGCAAACAUCAAACAAGCUCUCAUGAACAUAAACCCCGACUGUGAUGAACAAGACUUUCCAAGGAAUGAGAACCAGGCACUAUUGACCAGAGUUCAAGAUCCUGAAGAGAGACCUGCUUCCAGUGACGAAGAGGAGGGGCCAGUGAUAGAAGCUGUUUACACACACGAGGAAAUCUCUGAUCAGGAGUGGUGUGUAACUCAAAUGGAGAUUACAAAGCUGACAUUUGUUGACAGUAAAGACCCUGAACUUGAACCUGUCCGCAUUAAAGAGGGCGUCCCAGAUCUGGAGUGUGUUCACAUCACAGAGGAAGUUUCUAAUAAAGAUGAAGUCAGUAUACUGGAGGGGAAUAUGGUGAAGCUGGGAUCUAGCCAUUGUGAUGAGUCCCCACCUGAACUCUCCUGCGUGAAACCCAAUCAGCCUGUCUCUGAAGACGCUGGUUCUAGUGUUGGAGAAGAUGGCACUGUGCUGGGGUCCAUUCAGAGGAAACAUCACCCCCCUCAGGAAAGAGCUGCAGAUGGAAAGGAGGAUGGAGCGAUGGCGUCCACGAGCAGCACAGCAUGUGAGUAAAGCUGAGGACAGCAAUGCAAAGUGUUAACAAACUGAGAGGUGGAGCGUGCAAACUGGAGAGUGUUUGGGCUACUACACAUUUUAACACAUUUUCUUGUCGGUCAUCUAGAUUCAAAUUAGAACAGUACUAAUGGACUCCCCUUAAAUAUAUAAUAAGACAAAUAAUUUUAAUAAUAAUAAGAAGAAAUGGAGUAAUGAAUAUUAUUAUUAUUAUUAUUUAUUUCUUAGCAGACGCCCUUAUCCAGGGCGACUUACAAUUGUUACAAGAUAUCACAUUAUACAUUAUUUCACAUUAUACAGAUAUCACAUUAUUUUUACAUACAAUUCCCCAUUUAUACAGUUGGGUUUUUACUGGAGCAAUCUAGGUAAAGUACCUUGCUCAAGGGUACAACAGCAGUGUCCCCCACUGGGGAUUGAACCCACAACCCUCUGGUCAAGAGUCCAGAGCCCUAACCACUACUCCACACUGCUG
This is a messenger RNA of Acipenser ruthenus (sterlet), 1500 nucleotides long. RefSeq lists its product as uncharacterized. NCBI's taxonomy places the organism in Eukaryota, Metazoa, Chordata, Actinopteri, Acipenseriformes, Acipenseridae. The coding region runs from base 222 to 1028 and encodes 268 amino acids. The record is from RefSeq and is a predicted model, not a curated record. The transcript is spliced from 3 exons.